This is a messenger RNA of Coregonus sp. 'balchen', 3369 nucleotides long. Lineage: Eukaryota; Metazoa; Chordata; Actinopteri; Salmoniformes; Salmonidae. The record is from the annotation of a GenBank genome assembly.
AUGUCCAUGCUUGCCGAACGUAAGUGCUACAUCGAAUGUUUUAAACAAUAUUUUGUGGUUCAGACAUUAGAGAAACAAAAAAUAUUUGUUGUGUCGUGUUGUCUGAAGAAGUCAACAUCGAUUUAGUGCAAUUUAUGUAUUUAAAAGUGCCUCAGUACAUGUGCGGUUCGAAAAUCUGUCGAGCUAGCGAGCAUAAUGCUAACCACAAUCACAUUUACCGGUAACUAGCUAGCAAGUUUCUAGUAAACCUCUCAACUAGCUAAACAAGUUGAGUGCAUCCGGUCUAACUAACUUAAUAAAUAACGUUCUUUAGUGUGUUGGUAUAUUUAAGAUGUCUUGUAUCUCAUUUCUGAUCAUUGCCAAUGUGAUUAAUUACAUAAUCUUGAGACCUUUGACAGACAGUUAACCAGCUAGCUCUGGUCGAGGAUGUUGAGCUUUUCCCGAUUUUGUUUAGUGACUGGUUUUAAUAUACUGUCGUCACUCACCGAAGUAAAUAUCUGACUUGAGUGCUGAGUAACUUUUAUUUUGUAUGUGUAAGUUGCAAUUUCUCAAAUUCGAAACAAACUGCGUUUGAGCACUUGGUUUACCGCCGAAGUACCCCGGGUAGUGGACCAGAUCUACAAGCUAGCCUGUUGUCAGUUUGGGUACUGUGACAGCAUAAAAUAAUGUCGGUGCAAAUGGACCAAUAACUCAAGUAUUGUUUUUUUAAAUUCUAUUAUGGUUUGAUGUUUAGCCCGGAGAAAACAGAAGUGGUCUGUUGACCCGCGGAACAGCGCAUGGAGUAAAGAUGAGUCCAAGUUCGGCCAGAAAAUGCUGGAGCGAAUGGGCUGGUCCAAGGGAAAGGUACUGUGGGCUUUGUCUUAGCAAACCAAUGAUAAACUAACAGUAUACUAGUGACGGUAUGUCACUGUAGCUCAAUCUCAAGACAAUUUGUCUUCCUGGGCUUCCUCCUUGCGUCCUGUCCCUUUGCCUCCUUUUCAACUGACUGUAUUGGAGAAGGUCCAAGGUCCCUCCCCUCAUACUUUUAUUUUCCAUGCGUUUGGAGGAGGCGGCGAGGAGAGAGGAAUCGAGGCAACACAAAUUAAGAAAGAGCCUGUAUCUAACUGUUUUGGCAUCAUUAGGAAUGACAUGUUCAUCUGUCUCUACCAGGGCCUGGGAAGAACUGAGCAGGGCUCCACAGAACACGUCAAAGUCAAAGUGAAGAACAACCAACUGGGGCUGGGAACCACUACCAGCCACGACGUGAGUGGACAACUGGGUUGUGUUCAUUAAGGCACACUGUCAACAAGUGUUUCUUAAUGGAGAAGUUCAGGGUUUUAUUUAUUAGUGCACAUUGUAGCAAAACGUUUUGCAACAGAAAACAAAAAUGAUAAUUGCUUAUUAAACAAUUUCAGGUAGUCCUUUCUUCUUUUUGUUUUCUAGAGAAUACGACCCAGAAUACUCAAGACUGGCGUGACGUACAGUGUUUUACAAAUGAAUGUCUCCAAGUUACGUCCUUGUUUUGAUGUAAUUUGUUCUGUUUCCAGGACAACUGGAUCGCCCAUCAGGAUGACUUUAACCAGCUCCUGGCGGACCUCAACAACUGCCAUGGUCAAAACACUGCCAAUGGUAAAGACACACACAGACAGACGGACAGAAUAAUAUACAACGUGCAUUACUCUGUGCAUAAACUCACUCGUCAGAUAUGCAUGACUAGUGGGUGCUAUUGUAACAUUCAGGGGAAGGAAGUUCUCAUUUACAACUGCGACCUGGCCAAGAUAAAGCAAAGCAGUGCGAUAAAAACAACAACACAGAGUUACAUAUGGGGUAAAACAAAACAUAAAGUCAAAAAUACAACAGAAAAUAUAUAUAGUGUGUGCAAAUGUAGCAAGUUAUGGAGGUAAGGCAAUAAAUAGGCCACAGUGCAAAAUAAUUACAAUUAGUUGCCCAAUAAAUCAAAUCAAAAUUGUAUUGGUCCAUACACAUAUUUAGCAGAUGUAUUGUGGUUGUAGCUACAUUUUUGUGUUCCUAGUGCCAACAGUGCAGUAAUAUCUAACAAUUUCACAACAAUACACACAAAUCUAAAAGUAAAAGAAUGGAAUUAAGAAAUAUAUAAAUAUUAGGGCUAUCAAUGUCGGAGUACAGAGUAUAAGUGUGUUCGUGUGUAUGUGAUGGGAUGUAUAGACAUUAUGGACAGUAUGUGGAUAGAAUAUGUAGUAUAUCUGUAGAAUACGUAGGAUAGAAUAUAUACAGCAGUAGUUUAAUAGGAUGGCAUUGACUAGAAUACAGCAUAUACAUAUAACAUGAGUAAAACAGUAUGUAAACAUGAUUAAAGUGUUUUUAUUUUACCAGGUAAGUUGACUGAACACGUUCUCAUUUACAGCAACGACCUGUGGAAUAGUUACAGGGGGGAGAGGAGGGAGGAUGAAUGAGCCAAUCGGAUGCCGGGGAUGAUUAGGUGGCCAUGAUGGUAUGAGGGCCAGAUUAGGAAUUCAGCCGGGACACCGGGGUUAACACUCCUAUUCUUCCGAUAAGGGCCAUGGGAUCUUUAGUGACCGCAGAGAGUCAGGACAGCCGUUUUAACGUCCCGUCCAAAAGAUGGCACCCUACACAGGGCAAUGUCCCCAAUCAUUGCCCUGGGGCGUUGGGAUCUUUUAUUUUAGACCAGAGGAAAUAGUGCCUCCUACUGGCCCGCCAACACCACUUGCAGCAGGAUCUGGUCUCCCAUCCAGGGACUGACCAGUACCAACCCUGCUUAACUUCAGAGGAAAGCCAGCAGUGGGAUGCAGCUGGCAAAGUGACCAGUAUUCCAUGUGUAUGUACAUAAGGGGUGCUACUGUACACUAGGGGGUGCUAUUGUAACAUUCACAGGAAAGCAGUAGCCCACUAGGGGGUGCUAUUGUACCAUUUAGGGGAAGGUAGUUGACCAUAGGGUCCGUACGUCUGUGACCAAGAGAAAGUGGCCUUGUUUCAAUCCCAUUAAUUGAUAUGGUAUUCUUUCACGUUGAGAGCUCUAAAUCCGGCUGAGAAUAACACAAUGAGAUGAAACUACUAAACUCUCCCGUUUCAUAUGCGCUUUGCUGUGAGUUUCAGAGCAGACAGAUGGGGUCUUUCUGGCACUAUAAGGAAUGGGACCCUACGACGUUCACAGAGCGCUUUGUAUACCAAAAUGUCAGUCAGAACCGCUCCAGAACCGCUCCAGAACCGCUCAAAAGUCCCCCCAUAUAGGAGACUUAACAUCUAAGAGAUGAAAGGUUUUGAUUGUCGUUGUUUUUGUUUUCAGAAGCCCCGUCAGAGAAACAGCAGGAGAAGUCCUUCAGCCUGGAGGAGAAGUCAAAGACGUCCAAGAAGAGGGUCCACUACAUGAAGUUCACCAAAGGUUUUUAUUAA